This is a messenger RNA of Ustilago hordei, 531 nucleotides long. RefSeq lists its product as uncharacterized. Gene Ontology annotation, molecular function: catalytic activity. Bases 1 to 531 code for a protein of 176 amino acids. Lineage: Eukaryota; Fungi; Basidiomycota; Ustilaginomycetes; Ustilaginales; Ustilaginaceae. The transcript has 3 exons. Gene Ontology annotation, biological process: nucleotide metabolic process. The record is from RefSeq and is a predicted model, not a curated record.
AUGACCUCUCACACAUUAGCCCGCUUUGACGCAUCCCGAGACCUUCAAGAUGACUGCGCAUUCUGUCGUAUCGUUGCAAAGCAAUCACCGGCAUACGUAGUGUACGAAGAUGAAAACAACAUGGCUUUCCUGGACAUCUUACCGUUACGGCCGGGGCAUACCCUGGUGAUUCCGAAGAAGCAUGUACAACAGGUGUCGCAUCUGAAUGCUGAGACCGCAGCGUCCUUGUCGCAAGCACUUGUACAGACAACUAGGGCGAUCGGCAAAGCACUUGGAGAUGAGAGGUUGCAGGUAAUCACGAAUCAGAUCUAUGCUCAGCUCGUACCUCAUGUCCACUUCCACAUCGUUCCAGCAGCGCUCGGACGCACGAACGAAAAAGCUGACAAGCCAGCGGCAUCCAAGAAUCCGAUGACCAUAAUGGGACUGGGACAUGGACGCGAUGAGUUGGACGACGAAGAAGCAGAGAAGCUGUCUAAGAAGAUCCGUGAAGCAGCGGAUGCGCUCCAGAAGGAGACAAAAGCGAAAUUAUGA